Pseudophryne corroboree (corroboree frog) is the source of this 3601-nucleotide messenger RNA. It is a transcript of the gene APOBEC4, whose product is annotated as apolipoprotein B mRNA editing enzyme catalytic polypeptide like 4. The record is from RefSeq and is a predicted model, not a curated record. Bases 603 to 1676 code for a protein of 357 amino acids. Lineage: Eukaryota; Metazoa; Chordata; Amphibia; Anura; Myobatrachidae. The transcript has 3 exons.
AUAAAUUCAUACAGGAACUUAUCAGAUUCACUAACGAAAAGGUCAUUACAAGAAACUCGAAGCCACUCUCCCCAGAGCCUGCAUGGUCCUCAUCUGACCUUUACAGGGAUGAUAUCAACUACAUCCAGACUCAGAAGGGAGACAAAACAUAUCCUCAUGGUGUAAUACAUUUUAACAUAAAAUUAUAUAUUGAAACUGGCAUCACAUAGAGGAGAAAAAACAUGUUAUUGAGGACUAAUUAUACAGGCUGACUUCACUGGUGGUUGAAGACUGCAUUCUAAGUUGUAAAUAUGCCCUUACACCUAGCUCUCUCCACUUCUCUUCCCAUAAUUACUGAUUGCUUCUGUUAAUUACUUAAGCAAUAUAUUUUAAAAGUACUGCAGUCUUUCUGUGUUAUAUUUAUCAUUCCCCGUGAUACAUAUUUCUCCAGCUGUCUUAGGAAUUUGCUGCUGUUACAUCCCUGGCAGAACUGCGUGGAAGAUACAUUUUGGGACACUUUCCUGUUAUUGUCCCAGCAAAACUUCUGGACUAAUCCACCUCAAGGUAAACUUUCAAGCUGGAAAAUAAUAUCUAGAAAUCUGAAUAUACUUUUAAAGCUGUAGAUGGAAAAUAUUUUCCAGGAAUUCUCUGGAUACCAUGGAACGUUAGUCAAACCUUAUUACUGGCUCUACUCAAACCAACAUUGCUCAAAAUGUCCCUAUCACAUUCGAACAGGUGAAGAAUCUCGGGUUACCUUUGGAGAGUUUUAUGAAGCAUUUGGAUUUCCAUAUGGGCCAACAAUGCCCGAAAACAAACAACUCAUAUUUUAUGAAAUAAAGGCCUUUAACGGAGCAGUAAUACAAAAAGGUCAGGUUACAAACUGUACUUAUUCCAACAUUCAUGGUGAAUCUAUUCUGUUUGACAAACAUGGCUACCUGGACUCCUUUCUCUACAAACAUGAUUCAGUUGGCUACUUAACUCUUUAUGCUAACUUCACACCUUGCAAUGAGUAUGGCCAGUGCUGCAUUAGCAGAAUGUAUGAUUUAUUAAUUAAAUACCCACAGAUGCGUCUAGAUAUCUACUUUUCACAGAUGUACCACAUAGAAGAGGAAUUUCCUGUUGCUGUUUGGAACAGAGAAGCUUUAAAGAGUCUUGCUGGCCACUGGCCUAGAGUGACAUUGAAUCCAUUGAGUGAUGGAAUUUGGAAAACUGUUCUUUAUGGUUUUGUGAAAGAAGUUCCAGAGACCACUCUGUAUGAACCCAUUUUGCCUGCUCGAGCAACUGCUGACAGCUAUAAUGCAUACAUGAUACACCUUAUCACAGGGAUUAAGCCCUAUUUUGUUACUGAGCCUCCAGUUUCUCAGCCUCAAGAAACUAACUCUCUCCCUGAGUAUUACAGAGAGAAAAGACAUUUUAAUUCAGUUCCCUGGCUCCAAAAUGGCAACAAUAAUAUUUACCCCUUUUUUAUUCCCCGAAUGCCCUUUGUACUUCCAUCUCAUGUUCAGACAGAACUUGCAUCAAAACCUAAACUAGUUGUCCGACAUUUAAAUAUGCCUGGGAGUGUGAGCGGGGGAAAAGACUUGAGUGAGAGUUUUCCAAAUGUCAAAAAAAGUAAUGAAGUUUCAAUCACUAAGCAAGUAGUGAGGGGAAAGGAAAAAUCAUUAAUGGAGAACAGAAAGAAGAAAAGGAAAGUGUGAGUCAGAGAAGCAAAGUCCAAAAUAUAUGGUCCCAUAAACAAAACCGCAUGUAGAUAAUUCAUAAAGUACAUAAAAUAAAACAUAAGUAAUCUGACAUAAAUCUAUACAUAGUUGCACUACAUUUUACUAAUAUAGGGGUAUAUGUAUCAAAUCUUCUAAAGUGAGAAAUUGCCCAUAGCAGCCAAUAAUGUUCUAGCUAAUGUACUAGCUAAAUGAUAGCUAGAAGCUUAUUAACUGCUGUGGGCAACCUCUCCACUUAUCAUCUUUAGAAAGUUUGAUACAGUACGUCUCCCCCUAAUAAAGUGUUCCAUAAAUGCGGUGCAGCAAAGCUGUAUGACUGAUGCCUCAUUAUUCAUAUUUCAAAUUUAAAUAUGAAAUUAACAUAACCUGGAAAGUAUAUGCACUCCAUGGCGUAACUACUAUAGAGGUAGUAGUGCGUCUACUGUAGCCCAACAGUUUAGGUGGUCCCACAUUCCCUGUCAAAGUCUCACAUGUGUAUGUGCUUUUCACCACUGAUUGGAACAUGGGUGCACUUCCAAAACUUUUGUAUGGGGCCCACAAUAGUUAUGCACCCGUGUGUACUACACUAAAUAGAUAUUAAUAGGAAAAAAAAGCAAAAGUGAUAUGCAAAUGUCAAUAAAUCCCCAUUUUAUUGGCAUGUGCAUAGAUUUACAGGCCAACUUUUUAUGAUGUGCCAAACUAUGUGACCAGUGGAAAGGGUUGGGUGGCUCGUGGUGGUUCUUUGUUAAAUGCAGAUUUGGCACAUGAGUGCUUCCAGUUUUAUAUGUCAAAAUGCUUUUUUAAUUUUGCAGAAUUGGAUUAGUCCAGUCGUUUUAAAACUCUUUGUCAUUAAGACCUCAAACACUUCAUGUUUUUCAGGUCACCUAAACAGUUACACAGGUGUAUUCAUCACUCACUGUGGGUAAGAUGUACUAAGCCUUGGAGAGAGAUGAAGUGCAGGAACAUAAACUACCAUCCAAUUAGUUUGCUAACAAACUUGAAUAAUAACCCCCAUAAUUCAUUGUUUGUUUGAAGAUUUAACAAAACAAAAAAAAAAAACACCCCAAAAACUGUAGACUAGUACUUGGUAUAAUUGCCAUUACUGCAAUAGCAGCUUUAAAUUUGUUAUUUCUACCAGGAUUGCAGUUGAGUUGACGACUCUUGUGGACUGAUAUUUACAAAUAAUACCACACAGGGCCAUACCAUACAUAACGCUGCACGGUAGGGGGCGCUGUUGGUGGCACGUGGCAAUUAUCUGUUUUAUUUACUUUCACUUGUAGCUUCCCCCCUUUUUGAAGUCCAGCAACUCCUGACCGCCCCUGUCUCCUUUCCCCACCCCCUCCAAUGCUAAUACUUACACAACAUUUAUGAACUUAACUUGAGAGCUCUUUGUUAUUCAGUCAUUUGUCCAUUACUACAUUUCAAGAUGCUCACAUAUCCGGGAAUCUAACCCAUCACCUGUGGCAUUGCAGUCAGACACUCUAUUCAUUGAGCUAUCUGCCCUUACAUAGAAAGCUAGCGCAUUCUAACUACAGUAUUUGAAGCUUACCUUGUACUUUGUGAAAAAAUGAUCAGCAGUGCAGCUGAGCAGAUCUAUUUAAUGUGUGGCAGUAAGAGAUUGUAUGUGUGGCUGCACACUACAUAGAUCUGCUCAGUUGCAAUGCUGAUUAUUUUUUUACAAAGUGCAAGUAGCUUCAUAUAGUUAGAAAUCUUUAUAGGCUCAAAUAGCUCAAUGAGUAAUGUGUUUGACUGGAAUGCAACAGGUUAUGGGUUUGAAUCCUGGGUAUGGCAGUAAAUUAAAAUGUGUUAUUUAAUAAAGGGUAUUGUAACUGAAAAACGAGCUCUCAAGUUAAGUGCAUGAAUGUGGUUUAAAGAGGAUUUGUGUCCAAAUCCAUUUUCUUGCAGUGUGUGUAUAACAUAUAUUC